UAUGAAUAAUAAUAUUGAGUUUAUAUCAAGUAUAAUUUAGGUGCCUAAAUGUUAAGGAAUAUCAAAAUCACACUUAGAUUUGUCAAGUGCUCAAGAUCAAAUUGUACCAAACUCAUCUACCAGUAUUUGGUGUGCGCUAAGAUUGUCGACUCGAUAAUAUGGUUUCUCUUAUAAACUACAUGUCAAUUUUAUUUUUUAACAAACCAAAUCAACUUGAUUAAUUUGGAUUAUUUUCUCACUGAAAAUUGAAUCAAACCGACCCGUUGCACCUCAAUAGAUCGGGUCACCUGACCUGAUCCGAACCCAGACCCAAAAGGGGAAAAUUUUCAGAAACCCUAAGCAAAACGGCUACUUCUCAGUUCUGAGUCACACGAUAUUCCUCUCAUCAGUCCUGAGUCACGUUUCCUUCUUGCUGCGUUCUGCGAGGCUGUGUGCGACGACUUCCACUUGGGUCUUGGAUACGCCACUGAUUGACGGCAGCUUGAGAGAAAGACAUGUUGGAUAUCAACCUAUUCAGGGAAGAAAAGGGUCACAACCCUGAACUUAUCCGCGAAUCCCAACGUCGUCGAUUUGCCAGCGUUGAAGUAGUUGAUGAAGUUAUCAAUCUCGAUAAAGAAUGGCGAAAGCGUCAAUUCGAAUUGGAGACUCUCCGCAAAGAAUUCAACAAGAUCAAUAAGGAAGUCUCCAAACUCAAGCGUGCUGGUGAAGAUGCAACCAAAUUCAUUACUGAAUCUGAAGAGACUAAGAAAUUGAUAGCGGAGAAAGAGGUUGAGGUUCGGGAAACUCUAAACCGCUUGAAUUCCAAAUUGGAAACCAUUGGAAAUCUCGUUCACGAUUCUGUUCCAAUCAGCGAUGAUGAGGCCAAUAAUGUUGUGGUUAGAACAUGGGGUGAGAAAAGAUUGGAACCUAAACUGAAGAAUCAUGUGGAUCUAGUUGACCUUCUUGGGAUAGCAGAUUUGAAGAAAGGAGCUGAUGUAGCUGGAGGUCGAGGUUUCUAUCUCAAAGGAGACGGUGUUCGUCUUAAUCAAGCUCUAAUCAACUUUGGGCUUGAGUUUUUGGAGAAAAGGGAAUAUACUUUAUUACAAACUCCUUUCUUCAUGAGAAAAGAUAUAAUGUCCAAGUGUGCUCAAUUAGCCCAAUUUGAUGAAGAACUUUAUAAGGUAACUGGUGAAGGAGACGACAAAUAUCUGAUUGCAACAGCAGAGCAGCCACUUUGUGCAUAUCAUUUAGAUGAUUGGAUCCACCCCACCCAGCUACCCAUUAGAUAUGCUGGAUAUUCAUCUUGCUUUCGUAAAGAAGCUGGAUCUCAUGGCCGAGAUACGCUAGGAAUAUUCCGUGUUCACCAAUUUGAGAAAGUGGAGCAGUUUUGCAUUACUACCCCGAAUGACAAUGAUUCAUGGGACAUGCAUGAGGAAAUGCUUAAGAACUCUGAGGAUUUUUACAAGGCGUUGAACAUUCCAUAUCAAAUUGUUUCCAUUGUAUCUGGUGCUUUAAAUGACGCUGCAGCAAAAAAGUAUGAUCUAGAAGCAUGGUUUCCAGCUUCUCAAACUUACAGAGAGUUGGUAUCCUGUUCAAAUUGUACAGACUACCAGUCCAGAAAACUAGAAAUUCGAUAUGGACAGAAGAAGAGCAAUGAGCAGCUGAAGCAAUAUGUUCAUUUGUUGAACUCUACUCUCACGGCUACCGAGAGGACCAUUUGUUGCAUACUAGAGAACAACCAGAAGGAGGAUGGGGUAGAGAUACCAGAAGUACUCAGGCCAUUCAUGGGCGGAAAGAAUUUCUUGCCGUUCAAGAACCAACCUAAUAAUGAAGCCAAAGGGAAGAAAUCAAAGGCUUAAUUGCAUUAUUUUUAGUCCAAAUGUUGUAUGCUUUAAACAGGGUUUGAAACAUGUUCAAAUUAAUCGAGCUGCUCAUAUACUAAAUUCAGUUACAAAUUUCACUGGAAAAAGGAAUGCAGUCUGGAAAAUUGGGACUAGAAUAUUCAAUAUAUUGUAGUAGGGAUGAAAUGGGGUGAUUUUAUAUGAUGACUAGUUUUACAACUAUGGUGAUUGUUUUUACCUUAUGGUAAGGCUUGCAUGAUUGGGAGUUAGGGAAUAGAUUUUCUCUGGUGGAGUUUUUAUUGAAUUUCUCAUUAGUUUUAAUAAAUCCUCACUAUUAAAACUCCAUCUCCCACUUUUUUUUUGUUAAGAUUUAUUUUUAGUCUCUGAAAAUUGUGAGACUCAAUUUGGUCUUUGAAAAAAAUAAAUACAAUUUUUCUGGGAAAACGUUCCCCAUA
This is a messenger RNA of Cicer arietinum (chickpea), 2275 nucleotides long. RefSeq names its product serine--tRNA ligase-like. The record is from RefSeq and is a predicted model, not a curated record. Gene Ontology annotation, biological process: seryl-tRNA aminoacylation. NCBI's taxonomy places the organism in Eukaryota, Viridiplantae, Streptophyta, Magnoliopsida, Fabales, Fabaceae. Gene Ontology annotation, molecular function: serine-tRNA ligase activity; ATP binding.